UUUCUGCACAAAGCCCCAUUCAUCCGGACCUGCGCGAAGGCCGACGAGGCGAUGUGCUGAUGCUGCCCGCUCCGAUGCCCGGCCGUCGCCCCUCCGUCAAACGCAGCGAGCGCUAGCCCUGUUCGCGCGGCUACCGCUCCUCUUCUCAGCUUUUUUCUUCCCCGAAUGUGAGCGCGGGCGGGUCCGCUACGGGUGCACGAGCUGAGAGCUCGUACGGAUUCCCUUUCCCGCCGACGGACAGGGACAGGGCCAGGGAGUGACACGCACAGGAGGAAGUGGGAACAGGUUACUGUAGUUUAUCUGAACUGACAAACAGUCAGACGUUGCAACAGAGAACCAUUCAAGCCAGCAAUGAGAAGACAUCAACAGGUGCCACAGAGAUGGGUCUGUAAAGCCAGGGAGAAUCUGUAACUACGGGCAAAAAUCGCAUUACCUUAUUGGCACCUGGUAGACAGUCUCAUCCAGAGCCACUCAUAAACAGAAAACAACAGGAAUAUAAAACUGCAAUAUAGGCACAGCAGGCCUGUUCAUAACUGAGCAAGCUAACAAAUAGCGUUGUCAAUUUAAGUAAAUAACUUUAUUGCAUUACUAUACUACCAUCACAUCAAUGGCAAAUUCAAAGUGAAUGGAAUAUAUGUAUACGGUCUAUGAAGUAAACCGAGUUUAUGAAAAUAGACUGAGACAAUAAAAAAGACCGCCUUCUUUCCUGGUGACUGUCGCGUCAGAAAUGGGAACUAUGUUAAUCCAGCUGCUGGGCUUCUUCCUCGGCCUUCUGGGAUUGCUGGGGGCCAUGGUUGCCACGGUGAUGCCGCACUGGCGCCGCACCAUGUCGGUGGGCUCCAGCGCCCUCACCGACACGGCCUACAUGAAGGGCCUGUGGAUGGAGUGCGUGUGGCACAGCACGGGCGUCUACCUGUGCGAGCUCCACCGCUCGCUCCUGGACCUGCCCCGGGACCUGCAGGCCGCCCGGGCCCUCAUGGUGCUCUCCUGCCUCGCCUCCGUGCUGGCGGCGGCCGUCUCCUCCGCGGGCAUGGAGUGCACCAGCUGCGCCCGCGGGUCGCCCGCCAAAACCGCGCUGGCGGCGGGCGGGGGGGCGUGCUACGCCGUCGCCGGCCUCCUCUGCCUGGCGACCGCGUCCUGGACCACCAACGACAUCGUGCGGGAGUUCUCCAGCCACCAGCUGCCCGGCGGCGUGAGGUACGAGAUCGGCCAGGCCGUCUACGUGGGCUUCGUCUCGGCCGCCUUCAGCAUCGCGGGCGGGGCCGUCCUCUGCCUGUCCUGCGGGAAGUCCCCCAAGCACUCCCUCUGCCGUCAGAAGACCCACGAUGCACUGCAGCUGCUGCCCAUGAAGUACCAGCCCCCGGUGGCUGAAACGGGGACCGACCUGCCCCCUGGAUUGUCCGACUCUAUUAGCGGAUACAAACUAAACGACUACGUGUGAGCGGCGCUGGACAGGCUCUGUUGUCAGAGAGAUGUAAUUGCUUGAAUCUUCAGUCGCGGUUUUUUUGAAAGCUGUUCUACGAGUGAGUUUUACCUGCAUUAUCAGAUGCCUGCUUUCAGCACCUUUCUCAUCUUUAUGUCAUUAGUGCAGUCCUCUUAGACUUGGACAUUGACAACAAUGCAGUAAUCCUCUGAUUUCUCACUAGGAGAUAUUUAGCACUAAUAUAUUUGUCUUCCAUUGUCAUUCACAGGGAAAGCAUUUAAUACUGAAGCUAUCAAACAAUAUUUUGGUUGCCUGGAUUGCAGGUUCAUGUACCAUAUAAAAGGUGGGAAUGCUGGUGGAAGAAAUGGCUGUAUAUUGUUAUUUGCUUCAUUAUUGCAGCCGUGUUUGAAGUAUCUUUGACCGUGUUUGCCUUAUCAAUCUUCUUAAAAUAACCGUUCACUCUACAAAUUAGGCGAGAGGUAUCAUUCUUCUAUCAAUCUAUCUUAAUUAUCAAAAUUUGAAUUAAUAGUGGGGUAAACUAUAAACUGGUAAAUAUGCCCAUGUCUUUUAAAUGUUGAUUUAAUUAAUAUAUAAAUUGUAAGUAUGUACAGUAUAUUCAUAAGUAUGCAAAUCAAAUAAAUGUAUUUCUGACACCAACCGUAUAGCCAGUUGUCUAACAAAUAAAAACAAUCUGAUUAUGUGUUUUCGUAUCCACACUUCUGUCCAGGGUAUAACAAAAAGAGAUUAAUGUCCUCCCUGCUGAACUCAUUUUAACCUUGACUUGUGGGUAGUCCAGUAAGUUUGAUCAUUUCCCCCUCUGGACUUAGUAGAGCAUCUCACUGUUGCUCUUGGGUCCCUUCCAGUGCGGAAUCAAUGCAAAUGAAUUGUACAAAUCGUGAUGAAGGGGCAAAUUUCUUUGCUUCAUUUUAUUUACAUGGACAUUAAUCACAAUUUAUAGUUUUUAGUUUAUUGUAGAAAAAUGGGUCUAAAAAUAUUACACAGGGGGGUGUGUUACCUGAUAUACCAGUCUUUAUCAGCCUAUAUUGUCUGAUAUAUUAGCUUUUUUAUGAUCUCUUCUUGUGCAUGUGUUCUAAUGUUCUGAAAUUGUCAACAUGAUUUCUUUUUAAUGCAAUGAAAAUAAAUUUACAAUGUGCUUA
Molecule: messenger RNA, 2580 nt
Organism: Anguilla anguilla (European eel)
Lineage: Eukaryota; Metazoa; Chordata; Actinopteri; Anguilliformes; Anguillidae
Product: claudin-14-like
Exons: 2
Coding region: 728-1441 (237 amino acids)
Biological process (GO): bicellular tight junction assembly; cell adhesion
Cellular component (GO): bicellular tight junction; plasma membrane
Molecular function (GO): structural molecule activity
Source: RefSeq, a predicted model, not a curated record